Argiope bruennichi is the source of this 11829-nucleotide messenger RNA. RefSeq lists its product as uncharacterized. NCBI's taxonomy places the organism in Eukaryota, Metazoa, Arthropoda, Arachnida, Araneae, Araneidae. Bases 986 to 2323 code for a protein of 445 amino acids. The transcript has 4 exons. The record is from RefSeq and is a predicted model, not a curated record.
AUUUUUUUUAAACUUUGAAUUACUUUUCGGGAGGAAUUAGUUGAGUAUUUCACGGAAUACUCGAGUAUUUUACUGUUUUCUCUUAACAAUGUAAUCGUAUUUAUCUAGAUGUCAUCGAUAUUGCAGAAUAAAAUAUCACGUUCGAGUUCCUUUCAAAUAUUACCAAAUAUUGAAGCCAAAUCUAGGGGGGGGGUGUCACCCCUCAUCCCCUUCUGUCACUAAGUUCCUGGGAAUCUAUAUAAAGUCUGAAACUGCAUAUGCAAAUACCAGCUAUCUUGAUUGAUUAUAGUAAUGCUGAAUUAACUUAAUCAUAUGAUAAUUAAUUAAUUAAAUCAUAAGAUAAAUGAUUGAUUCAGCCAUAUAACUGUAGUAUUAUUUCAUUCGCCACGACUUUUUAUUUUCACAAAUAUCGUAUCAUAGAAGCUGAAAAAAAAAUUAACUGAAUGCUUGAGACAAAUCCCCCCGCUAAUGCGCCAACUAUGGAAACCUUUAUUUGCGGCUUCCUUUUAUGGCCCUCCCCAUUUCCUAGUAAUUCGAUGUUUUCGACUCAACCGUCGAGCGCCAACAAUACUGAGGUGGACUAUAUCAUUAAUUUAUUGUUUGCAAAACAAAAUGAUUUCCACGUCUUUCUCGUCAAUUUUCCAGCCAAAGAGUUUUUCUUUGAAUUUUUAAAAUUGUUCACAAUCCAGAAAUAGAUAAACCAUGCCAAUGUAGCAACCCAUACAUUCGAGAAUCCUCUGUCAUAUUUUCUCGUUUCGUGUGAUAAUGGCAAACCUGCAGUUUACAGCGUCUUCCAUAUGUGAUGACCGUUAUUGCUAGGAUUUGACUAACUUCUACUUAGAAAUAAAUGUGCAGUAUGGGUGCCCAGUUAAGUACUUUUCACUUCCCAUGAGAGUAAGCAUUAUUUCCUGUCGAUACUGCUACGUUUAGUGGUGGCGGAGUGAUCUGCUGUACACAAGAAGAAUAUUCUGAAUCAUCAUCCAAGAUGGAGGAGAUUGAGUUUGAUGAAGAGUUAGUAUACAGAACUGUGCCAUUACUCAGUGGUAGAGAUAUUGUAAUGUUCAGCUUUAUUGUCAAAAAAUCAAUUUCGUAUUUAGACUUGCAGUUACCCCCUACAAAUCAUGUUCUUGAUGAUGAUGAUAUUUAUAAUCCCUUGUUGAGCACUUUACAAUUUGUAAAUACAGAAGAAAAAUGCAGAACACUUCUUGCUCCAAGCAGAAGUCUCCUCUAUACUCUGAAUCUUGACUUGCCUAGAGGAAGAGAAUUACCGCUAAAUGAAGGAAGACGUUUAAAACGGCGAAGUAAUACCGUGUUUGAGGAUGACAGUAGUCUCCGUCAUAUAGGAGAAAUAUACGUGUAUAAGGAACUUUAUUAUAUGUUAAUAUCUGAGUUUAUCUUCUAUGGUGCAAGUAACCUCGAUCUAGGACCUAAACUUUUCGAGUGGUUGUUUAAAUUUAAGAUUGUAAAAGAAUCUGAUUUUCAUCGACUACAUACUCGUGUAGUAGGUUCUUUCCUAAAGCACAUCUUUACGCACAAUUUUGAUUUUCGAUCGUGCAGGAAUUUUUUCAGAAAAUUCAAGUUUAAGUAUUGCUUAUCCAGGUAUGAAAAUCUGAGAUAUUUGGAAUAUUUUCUUUACAAUGCAGUGCUCAGUCGAAGAAAUUUCGAAGCAGAUCGUCCUUCUCUACAGGCUCGCACUCGUGGACAGGAUAUUAUAGAUUUUUGUUUUAAUAACACCUUUCUAAAUAUUGUUGCUAUUUUGAAGUGUAUAGAUUCUCCAAGGCUGUUUUCUUCACAUAAGGCAUACAUUUCCCAGCUUAAGAGAGUGAUUCACUUGCCCGAUGAAGUUUUACGGAGAGCAGGAACCGGGAUGAGCGAAGAAAGAAGGUGUUUGAUGCUACAAGUGCUGAUAAUUGCUGUGAAGAUCUCCAAGGGCAGCUGUAUUAUGACUUUGUGUGCUAUUUUAAACAUAUUGUGGAAUACUGUGCCAGCUCCAUUUUUAUCAGCACAAGAAAUGAAUUUCUUUUUCAGGGAACUAUUUGAACCGGAAGAAAUACGUGUUAUACAAUGGUUUUACCAUAAAAUUGUUGGCGAAUACCAUGAACGUAUUGAGCCGCGAUCCCUCAAACACUUAAGUAGAGUGGCCGUACGCAAGCAAUUAUAUACUGCAAGACGGUGGAUUCCAGUGGCAGUUUUGCGAUUAAAUAUUCCUAGAGAAUUGAAAACUUACUUAAAUCUGCACCUGGGCUUCAUUAAAUAUAAAUUCAAACCUCAAAACUUCAUUAAUACUCGGCCUGUACGUAAUUUUCAUUACGUCGUUCAAUAAAAUUGGAUGCUGUUUUUCACCUAUUGAGGAGUUCUGUGGCUGCUCCUUAUUUAUCAUCUUAAGAAUUAAUUUCGUUUUACAGUGAACUGCUUGAACUGGACGAAAUAUUUCUUAUACAAUGGUUUUACCAUAAAGUUGUUUGAGAAUUCAAUGAACUUAUUAUUUUUUUUUUAAUUGAACAUUUAUAAAACCUCCGUGCACCACAAAGUAUCACACGGGGCUUAUUGAGCCGCAAUCCUUCAAACAUUUAUAUAAAACGGCCGUACGCAAGCAAUGUAUGUCGGAAAACAAUGGAUUCCAGAUGCAGUUUUGCAAUUGGAUGUUCCUUCAGAGUUGAAGACUUAUUUAAAUAUCGGUCUGGACUAAGUUAGGUAUUCCUUCGAGCCUCAAAACUUCAUUAAUACUCGGCCUGUAUAUGGUUUACCAUAAUAUUGUGUGCUGAUUUUUACCUAUUGAGAUGUUCUAUGACUGCUUCUUAUUUAGCAUCUUUAGAAAUAAAUUUGUUUUUCAGUGGACUAUUUGAACCGGACGACAUUUAUCUCAUACAGUGGUAUUACCAUACAGUUGUUUGAGAAUUCCAUGAACUUGUUGGGCCACUAUCCCUCAAACAUUUAUGUAAAACAGUUGUACGCAAGCAAUGUAUAUCGGAAAACAGUGGAUUCCAGAUGCAGUUUUGCAAUUAGAUCUUCCUUGAAGAAUUAUGUAAUUCUUGGACUGGAAUUUGAAUGUAAUGUAUCAAUUCUGUGUGCUUUUUCACUUAUUGUGGAGCUCUGAGGCUGCUCCUAGUUUAUAAUCUCUAAAAAAAAAAAAAAAAAAAAUCUGUCAACUAUAUGAACCAGAUGAAAUAUUUAUUAUACAUUGAUUUUACCAAAAAGUUUUUAGAGAAUUCCAUGAACUUUUUUUUUUAUUGAACAUUUAUAAAACUCCCGUGCACCACAAAGUAUCACACGGGGCUUAUUGAGCCGCAAUCCUUCAAACAUUUAUAUAAAACGGCCGUACGCAAGCAAUGUAUAUCGGAAAACAGUGGAUUCCAGAUGCAGUUUUGCAAUUAGAUCUUCCUUGAAGAAUUAUGUAAUUCUCGGACUGGAAUUUGAAUGUAAUGUAUCAAUUCUGUGUGCUUUUUCACUUAUUGUGGAGCUCUGAGGCUGCUCCUAGUUUAUAAUCUCUAAAAAAAAAAAAAUCUGUUAACUAUAUGAACCAGAUGAAAUAUUUAUUAUACAUUGAUUUUACCAAAAAGUUUUUAGAGAAUUCCAUGAACUUGUUGAACCCCGACUCUUCAUACACUAUGUAGAGCGACCGUAUACAAGCAAUUGUAUAACGGAAAACAGUGGAUUCCAGAUGGAAUUUUGAAAUUGAAUAUCAUUUCAGAGUUAAAGAUUUAUUUAAAUUUCGGUCUGGAGUUUGAAUGAAUUGUAUUGUAGGAAUUUUAUUGUUAUUUUUCCACUCAUGACGUUAUUCUAAAUUGUUUUUUUUUUUUUUUUUUUUUUUUUUUUUUUUUUUUUUUUUCUGUUUGGAGAAAAAGGGUAUUUGGAAAAUAAAUCUAGUAUCACUUUGCCUUUCAGGUGUGAAAUAUAGUAAUCACUGGAUUGAUUGAAAAUGAUUUAGAGCGCUAUAGAACUAUAUAAUAUUGCAUAUUAUUACAUAUAUGAUAUUGCUGUAAUUUAUUAAUAUAUUGCAUUCUUUGUAAGUGUUUCUGGUGUGAAAUGGAGAAUGUUCAACAUUUCUGGAACAUUCUGUAUUUGUAGCAUAUAUGUUAAUAUAGGUAAGUGUUUUUGUUCUUAAUUUAAAAUUCAGUGGAAUCAUUCAUCCUUUACAAAGGAAUAUAUGCAUGUAAUCUGCUGUUCUGUGCUUUUUUUUAAUCUAAAAGAGAAAUUUAUUAAGCAUAUUAUGAUGUAUUUUAAAUUAAUUGAUAGAUACUUCUAUAUUUAAUAGUGGAAAAUUUAUUAAUCUGUUAUUGGAGCUCAUCAUUAAUUAUCUGUUACAUAAAAAAUAAAAAAAAAUUCACACUAAGUUUACUUUUUUUUCCCGAAUUUACUAAACUGAAAUCAGAGAUCUGCUUAAUCCGAGAUUAAAAAGUCUAAUGAGUGUAAGCUUUUUACGAAUUAUUUCAUGGAUAUUGUAUUUGUUGAUUUAUGUUAAAUUUCUGGAAUUAAUGGAUGCAAAAUAAUGUAAAUGAAAUUUAUACCAUGUUUACUAAAAUUUAUUCAUGUUUCAUUAUGAUUCUCUUUUUAUUCUGAUGUUACAAAAAUAAUUAUUUCAUCUUUAUUUCUGCCAUUUGCCAAAUUUUUAUAUUAAGAAGCUUUAUUUUUCUUUCCUCUUAUAAGGAGCAUUCAAACAGAAACGAACCGGAGGCCUAGGAAACCGAACGUCUGCUUUGUCAUCCUCCGGGGUAAAUCAAUCGUUUGCUCUUCAGACACAUUUUUAGGGAACAAAGAAAAAAAGAAAAAAAAGAGGCAAUCGCAGAGAAAGGGGUCUGGAUUGUAUAGAGGGUGAUGAAGUACUCAGGGCCGGCCAUCCGGGGGGUGCGGCGGAUGCUAUGCACGGGGGCCCUGAGAUUGAGGGCCUAUGGCACUCUUUCAAUUUAUUAAUUUCUGAUGCCGUUUCCAGCAGUAUAUAUUGCUUUUUUUUUUUAUUAUUAUUUUACAACGUUUAUAUUGCUUAUUUUCUGCAUCUACAAAAAGAUGGGAAAUUCUACCAACACAUUUAAACAUCACUCUUGAACCAUUAUAUGACACUCGUUGUGAAGCCAGAAUAGAUUCGAUUAAAGCAAUAUAUAUACAGUUUGAAUAAACUUGUUGUUUGUUGUUGGUUAUCCCCCUUGGAUUGAACUCCAAUUCAAACCGAGUAAGAGAGCGGUGAAAGAAGGUAGUAGCUUCUGAGAGUAAGGACCCCUGAGUAUCCGAGGGCGGAAGUCUGACUUCUAGCUCCUUUGAAGCGGAAGCGGGGUUCGAACUCGCAACCCAAGGAACGCGAUUCCAACGCCCUACCAACCAGGCUAUCCCGGCCUUAUUAAUUAAUAAUUAUAAUGAUUUAUUUCUAAAUGUAUUAACUGUGUUAAAAUUUUUCUUUACCAGUUACUAUAAUAAUAAUAAUUGCCAGUUACUAGAAUAAUAAGUACUAUGCGCUCUUUCAGCAAAUUAAAAUUAAUAAAGAAUUGUCUUUGGUCAAGCAUGUGUGCAUAAUUUGUAAAUGAAUUUGCUGUACUAAGAGUCGAAAAAGAAAUUGCAAAAAAUUGUAAUUUCUCUGAAGUAAUUAAUAAUAAAAACAAAAUCACGCAUUAAAUAAACAUAUAAUAGUAAUAUGUGUUCGUAUUUGUAGCUUUUUUUUACUUUGUAAAAAAUAUAGGGCCCUAAAUAGUAUUUUGUAGUCGGACCCCUUCAUAGAAAAGGCCGGCUCUGCAAGGACCUGCUACUUGAAUUUCUGCAUGAAUCCCAUUCCCCUACCACUUCCGUUAUCAGAAAACGAACCACACCUCUAUACUCUUCUUUUGACGCCUCUAUAUCACUGCUUACAACGUGAAUUUGACGAUUGACGUGUGCUUCUGCUAGCUUUUGUAGUCACAUGGCAUGCACCUAUGAUUCUCUAGCGGCGAGCUGUCAACUUCCGCGCUCUUGUUAGAACCACGUUUGUUACACAUACAACUAGGGAUACCGAAUAGCGGUAUUUUGAGCCAUUUGUAUAAUUUUCUAAUAACGGUAUUUACAAGUUUAAAUACCGUUUUUUCGGUAUUUACUAGAAAUUUUUUAAAUUGUCUCCACAAUACGUUCAGUAAUCGCCAACAUAGGAAAAUAGUAUACGUUUUUUUUUUUAUGUCUCCCUAACGGAGGAAAUUAAUUAGACUGUUAGUACAAAAUUGCAUUGUACAAUCAAGAGAAGUGAUAAAAUGCUGUUUGACAAUGGAUUGUAAAACCCUUCGCGCUUUUGCGAAUGCGUUAGGAUGGGUUUAAUUCGACAAAAUAGGGCUGAGAGGUAAGAUGAAAGGAGAUGUUUACAUUUAACAGUGAAGACUCGCGGUUUUAUGAGACGUCAACAUUACAGAUAAUUAGUAAUACAAAAGGAAAAAGGUAUUAAUGCACAGUAAAAUAUUUCAGAACUAUCGUUAUUUAAUAAAAAGGGACAUAAACAUUAAAUUAUGAAGAAUAAAUGAAAAAUUUCUGUUCUUAAACUUUGUUUACUUCUAAUGUUGGAACGAUUUUUGAAACUGAGAAAUCCAAUCCAAAAAGCAAUAAUCGACUUAAACCUGCAAAUUAAUUUUUCAGAUAGUGAAUUCGACUUAAUAUCCAGAACUGUAUCAGCUCUACUUCCAAUCAAACUGACUAUUGAGGCAUUGUGUCAGAGAGAUUCUAAUUUAUUAACAGCUAAUGCAACAAUAAAUUUCAUGUUGCAGUCAUUGAAAGAACACCACACAUCACUAUAUGAAGGAUUAUAUAUUACAUUGAAAAAUCGCACAUAAAAAUGAAAAAGAAGAAAAGAGAUUAACCAAUUCAAUUCUGAUCAAGUUUAUAGUAAAUUUUCUUAAACUUUUUACACACAAAUCUAUCCACAUUCAGAGGAAUUCGGUACAGUUAUCGAAGAUUAUCAUGACACUAAUGUCAAUAGUGAAAAGGAAUUGACGCUUGAACAAAAAUUAGAAUUAGCGAUAAAUAAAAAAAAUUUCAACAAACCAAAAUACAAUGCAGAAAUCAGCUAUAUCCAAAACCAUCCCACGAUAAAUCGAUUUAUUUGAAGAUGAGGGAUUUAGAGGUAAAUACUUGGAAAAAGUACAUCGCGCAUUGCUAACAGUACCAUCAAUUAGCGUAGAUGCCGAAAGAGCGUUUUCGAUAGCUGGUAAUCUAUACUUAUAAUAAAGCUCAAUGUGUGUGUGUGUGUGUGUGUGUGUGUGUGUGUGUGUUGGCGCUCUACAGGCCAGGUCAUUUGACAUACAGCUAUCAAAUUUGGUACAUGUAUACCUUAGAGGUAGGGAAUGUGCACCUGGGGUCCCUUUUUUUGAAAUUUUAAUUAUUAAUUAAAAACUAACUUUCCCGCCAAAAGAAUCUUCCGUUUUCCCCACCGCCAACUUUUCCGCCAAAAAAAUCUUCCGUUUUCGCCACCGCCAAAUGAGUAAGGAUUCCGUUUUUUUUUUCUCCCAACAGUAAUGAGGCUAGGGUUAGUAUUUUUCGGCGGAUUAUUUCAAACGAUUCUGUUUAUUUUCUUAAUGUUUGAUGCAUUUAAAAUUAAACAUUGUUAAUUAAUCGAUCCUUCAGAUUGAUUCUGAAGUACUUUUGAAUUAAAAUAAAACAGAAUAAAGGAAAUUAAAAAUUUCUAAUCCGCCGACUGGCGUAGAAAAAAAAUCACGUAUUUGCGUUACGUAACUGGCGUUGAAAAUUCAAGCAUGAGCUUUGUGUUGACGAAUUAUUAUCAACGGAUGCGGACUGGAUUUAAAUUUGUUUUAGGUUCGUUGCGUGCUUUUGUAAUUAAAAUGUAUUUAUGUUAUUUAUAUAUUUUUUGUAUAUGCUUAUAGUUUUAAGUGCAUCGUUUUUUAAGUAGUUAUUUAAAACCUAUUUUAAACCGUCUAUUUUAAACGAUUCGUUUCAUUUUCUUAGUGUUUGAUGCAUUUAAAAGUAAACAUUGUUAAUGAAUCGAUCUGCUCAUGAUGAAUCUAAGAAAAUUUUGUUGACAAAUUCUUGAGAUAAUACGUAAAUUGAAAAAGAUAUUCUUUAGUGCCCAUAAAGUUUAAACGCUGAGUGACUCUAUUUUCAAUAAUCAGAUUAUAAAAAAAUUCUUUGUUUCAGUAAAAAAUAUUAUUAUAUUAAUUGCAGAUUAAUUCUUUCCACUUUAAUUUAAAGCAUAAAUUCUACGGGUGGUAACAGAAAAUUAGAGAGAUACAUAUUACGUUAUGACUGAAGGCCUUUAUAAUAUUAUGAGUGAAUUAUAUGACUAUCAAAAUUUGAAGUUUUAAAAUAUUUUGAUGAAGAAGCUAUUAAAGUAGGAAUUGCAUAAAAUAUUUAAAUAUAAAAAUUUUAACGAACAUUAAGAUUGGCGAACCGGCUGGUCGACAAAUUCUUGAGAUAUUACAUAAAUUAAGAAAGAUAUUUUUUAGUUCCCAGAAGGUUUAAAUGCUCAGUGACUCUGUUUUCAUUAAUCAUGUUAUUAAAAAAAUUAACAUUUAUUGACGAACACGAACACACUGAUAUUCACCGUUACUCUGAUUAGAUGUUAUAAAAUCUGAAUAGAUAAACAUAAACGUGUAAACAGCUGUGCGCCGGUUUCUAUGGCAACACAGCUGGAAAGGGAAAAGAAGUUUCUAAGCAGAACAUCUGCUUUACACAAUUUUAUAGAAUAACUUUUCCCCUUUUUCGUUUCAUUUUUUUAAAAAAUUACUUAUUUAAUAAGAACACCUGCCUUACCCAAUUUUUUAGAAUAGUUUUUUUCCCCUAUUCGCUUGCUUUAAAAAAAACAUCUAUACUUAUAUAUAAAGUUCAAUGUGUGUGUAUGUGUUGGCGCUCCACAGAAAAGACCAUUUGACCUAUAGCUACCAAAUUUGGUACAUGUUUACCUUAGAGGUCGGGAAUGUGCACCUGGGGUCCCUUUUUUUGAAUUUUUAAUUAGAAUUUUAAUUAUUAAUUAAAAGCUAACUUUCUCGACAAAAAAUUAUUCGUUUUCUCUACCACCAAAUGAGUAAGAGUUCAGUUUUUUUUCCCCAACAGUAAUGAGGCUAGGCUUAAGAUUUUUCGGCUGAUUAUUUCAAAGGAUUCUGUUUAUUUUCGUAAUGUUUGAUGCAUUUAAAAUUAAACAUUGUUAAUUAAUCGAUCUUUCAGAUUAAUUCUGAAAUACUUUUGAAUUAAAAUAAAAUAAAGGAAAUAAAAAUAAUACAGAAUAAAGGAAAUAAAAAUGUCUAAUCUGCAUAGCGUUACCCCAACUGGCUUAGAAAAACUCACGCAUUUCCGUUACCAUAACUAACGUUGUAAAUUCACGCAUGCGCAUUGUGUUCUGAUUGUUGACAUGACAACCAAUAUCAACGGACGAUUUAAAUUAUUUUUAGAUUAGUUGCAUGCAUUUGUAAUUAAAGUGUAUUUAUGUUAGUUAUAUAUUUUUUGUGUAUGCUUAUAGUUUUAAGACCAUCGUCUUUUAAGUAGUUUUUUUUAACCUGUUUUCAACCGAUUAUUUUAAACGAUUCGUUUUAUUUUUAUUUUUUUUAGUGUUAGAUGCAUUUAAAAUUAAACAUUGUUAAUUAAUCAAUCUGGUCAUGAUGAAUUUGAGAAAAUUUUGUUGACAAAUUUUUGAAAUAUUACAUAAAUUAAGAAAGAUAUUCUUUAGUGCCCAUAAAGUUUAAACACUCAGUGACUGUUUUCAAUAAUCAUAUUACAAAAAAAAAUACUUUGUUUCAGUAAAAAAUAUUAUUAUAUUAAUUGCAGAUUAAUUCUUUCCACUUUAAUUUAAAGUAUAAAUUCUAUGGGAGCCAACAGAAAAUGAGAGAGAUACAUAUUACGUUAUGACUGAAGGCGUUUUUAAUAUUAUGAGUGAAUUAUAUGCCUAUCAAAAUUUGAAGUUUUAAAAUAUUUUGAUGAAGAAGCUAUUAAAGUAGGAAUUGCAUAAAAUAUUUAAUUAUGAAAAUUUUAACGAACAUUAAGAUUGGCGAACCGGCUGGUCGCCAAAGGCGGCUAGUUUUUGAAUAAAAUUACGUUGCAGCUUAAUGACAGUACAGUUAUAAAUUAUGUUUUUUUAAGAUCACAUUUGAAAAAUUUGUAAUAGUACCACAUAUUGAAUACUGAUAUUUAUACUUUUUUUGUGAUAUAAAUAAAUAAGAUGUUCCUUCACUUUUUUGUGAUUUUUUUAUAUACUGUUUUUAAAAGUUACAAAUUAUUUUUUUGUGAUAUUUACACUCUCUAAUAAAACUGGCAAAUAAAACAAAGAAACACCCAAAACCUUUCUUUUUCUAAAAUUUCUACUACCGGAAUUGAACUUUUGGUCCGAUAUUGCAAUCCCUACAUGCAACGAUGUUAAAAUUCUGUUGUUGCUUAUCCCCCUUGGAUUGAACUCCAAUUCAAAUCAAAUCAAAGAUAUCGGGGAAGGAGGGGUACAGUAGCUUGUGAGGGUAAAGACCCCUGAAUACCCGAGGGCAAAAGUCUGACUGUAGUUCAUAUGAAGAUGACACUGACACGCUCGUGUGCACAACCCCUUUUUACAGGGGGGGGGGGGUUCUUUCACUCACGUCACGGAUAGAACACAGGAACCAUGCUCGAACUCGGGACGCCCUAGCAAAGACGCGCUAUUCCUAGGCUAGGACGCCCGCUCUGUUAAAAUUCUGUUACCGGUUUGCAUUCCAGCCUCCGUCUCGUUUCUUUUGGAACGCUCCUUAUACAUUGUUUUUUCACAGAUAUAAACAAAAUAAAUGUUUUGAAUUUCUUUCUUUUUAAAUAUAUAUUGAUAAUCAUUACCAUUGAAGUUUUAAAAGUUUGUUGCUUUUUAAUGUAAAAUGCUUAAUAUACACUAAUGAUUAUUGAAGUUUUUUUUUCAUGUUUUUAUUUCUUCCUUAGAUAAGAUUUAUGAAAUUAAUAGAAAAUAAACUGUAGAAGUUGCUCUUUUUACACACAUAGACAUUAUAAUUUUUUAAAAAUACAAUAGUUGUCAAAAUGAGAAAUUGUUAAAAGUUUUAUUUGUAUAAAUUGGGAUUUUUUUCUGCAUAUUUUGCUACUCAGCUAUUUAUUAAAAAUGUAAUAACGAUUUAUAUAUGAGCAGACAUUUAAUUUAGUUUUUUUAUUUGUUCCAGUUGAAUUGGUCACAGGGAGGCAUUCUAUUCUUAUUCUAAUUCCUUAUAUGAAAAUAAGGAAUUAGAAUAUAUAAAUAUAAAUUCCUUAUAAUUAAAGUUGUUAAUUUUUUUAUAUUUAUCAUUAAUUUUCUACCUAAUUUUUUAGUACAGUGUAUAUACAUAUAUAAUAUAUAUUGUUAUCCAUCAAAACAUGCUCUUCUUGGUUGUUCAACAACUAUUUAAUAUCUCUAAAUUUAUAUAUUAUGUGUCGAUAGAUUUUUGUAUAUUGAGUAGCUUAGUCUUUAUGAAAUCAUUUUUGUGUUUUCUUGUCUUUUCUGAUAAUUGUAUUUUUUUAUUACACGAAUAAUAUUCCAUUAAGGGCCGUACUGAAAUGGUCCUAUGCUCUUGGCAGAACUGCUGGAUCUACACUUCUUCCAAUUAUGUGCUGCAUUUUUGUUACUUUUUCACCUACUUUGUAACUCCACCCCUCUCCUCCUUUUAGAAAGAAAGCUGCCUCCUGCAAUUUUUUGCUGUAUAUAUUUAGCAAAUUUUAUAAGUUGGUUGAAUAAAAAUUAUGUAACUUUAAAAAAUAUUAAAUACUUUAAUUAGCUGUAUUAUUUAAAAAAUACUAUUCAAAGGAAAUAAAUUUACUGCAAAUAAAAUGUCAUUAUUUUCCAAAAGACUGAAAAUAAAACAAAAUCAUUAUCUUACUGUUUGUAACAGCUACUGAACUCUGAUAUUUGUGUGAUGUAUAAUAAAGAUCUCUUCUUCUACCUUA